CUGCGGAGACAUUCUAGUCAUGGGAACUUGCGGUCAAUCAACUUGACUGUUUUCUAUCGCCACAAAAGGGUCUGUGUGUGCUUGUCUGAGAUAAUAGGAUCGCUGCUCUUUUGACGAACCCUGAAAGAACCAUCAAUCUUUGCUUUGUGUCCCGAUAAUACACCACCGAACCUCACAGUCUGCUCCGUUCCAUCUCGAAGACAUCGUAUAUACCCGUUUCGAAAAAUCCUCGCUCUCACGAUUUGGCUUCUUUUCACUGUACGAGCCAAGAUGGCAGCUAUCAUUUAGCCUGUUCAUGGACCCUCUAAACCAUCUCGCCCCUCCUCCUUCGACACCUACAUUGACAACAAGCUCCCCAUCCACGAUGACUCUGUUGCGUCCUUCAUAGUGCAAAUGACGACGUUUACAUCUGUGCUCGAGGGUGGAGGAGGAAUGGACUGCCAAAUGCUUGCACCUCAUGUCCCAGUUCUCGAUUGCAGACGUCCACAUGUGAAUCCCGGGCAUGAGGCCUUACGCAGCAUGGCCCACGCGGACCGAACAGCUCCUGUGAUAAACCUUCCGGCAAUCGAAGGAUUGCCCUGUCGACCUCCCCUAGCACGAUCCUCCUCGUCGAGAUCAACAUUUCGACCCGAAGAUGGACUUCUUCGAUCGCAUCUUCCAUCAUCACAGUUGAAGAUGCCGCCACGGCCACCUUCCCCGAGACCGUGGGUUUGGAUCUGUCACUUCUGUCGAAACAAGUGGCCGUUGGGUGCCACGCGUCGCUGCUUAUACGAUGGCCACUACUAUUGUGCAGGCCAGCGAGCAGCCACGCUUGGAAAAAGAAAAAGAGGGCCCAUCAUGUUCAACGAGAACACCUGCACUUCAGAAUUCGAUUACUCCCGAUGGGCCGACAUGACCAAAUGGCGCAGAAAGAUCCGGAAUGCAGACCACAAGACCCUAACAGAAUACUCGUCGACGCCUGCUACAGAUCGAAAUUGUUGGGAUCAGUGUAGCUUUCCCAGCGCGUGUCGAAUUAUCAGGACAUGGGGAAUCAGCGAGGGCCGUAUCUACGAAGAUAGCUCUAGUGAUGAAGAUGCUUGCGACGACUUGCAUGACGCUAAGAGAACGAAACUUACGGAUGUUAUCCACCAUACCUGACUUCGAUUUCAAUCUACGCCAGCAUGAAUCUUUCAGGCGAGCCUCCGACGUAGCACUAUUUGCCUUCCACCGCUUC
Paecilomyces variotii is the source of this 1213-nucleotide messenger RNA. RefSeq lists its product as hypothetical. The transcript has a single exon. The coding region runs from base 394 to 1137 and encodes 247 amino acids. Lineage: Eukaryota; Fungi; Ascomycota; Eurotiomycetes; Eurotiales; Thermoascaceae. The record is from RefSeq and is a predicted model, not a curated record.